This is a messenger RNA of Psammomys obesus (fat sand rat), 824 nucleotides long. RefSeq names its product coiled-coil domain containing 188 (gene Ccdc188). The transcript is spliced from 9 exons. The coding region runs from base 225 to 656 and encodes 143 amino acids. NCBI's taxonomy places the organism in Eukaryota, Metazoa, Chordata, Mammalia, Rodentia, Muridae. The record is from RefSeq and is a predicted model, not a curated record.
UGGAGGGUGAGGGCCAGAAGCUGGGGUCUGCGGAACAAUCCUUUCUGCAGUUGGAACAGGAGAACCACAGCCUGAAAAGGCAGAACCAGGACCUUCGGGAGCAGCUAGGAGCCCUCCUGGGGCCCAGGGAGCAGUUCCUGCCUCUGUGUGCUGACCACUCAAGCUGCACAGCCCUGGCCUGGAAUGAGCUGCAACAGAUCCGGCUGUCCUUUGAGAGGAAGAAGAUGGCCAUUACUGAGGUGUGGGAUGGUGUGGCUGAGGUGCACAUGGCUCUGAACAACCAGGCCACUGGGCUCCUGAACCUCAAGAAGGACAUCCGGGGCGUGUUAGAUCAGAUGGAGGACAUUCAGCUGGAGAUUCUGGGGGAGAGGGCCCAUUGCCGCACUCAGGCCAGAAAGCAGCAGAUGUCCUGCACGGAGAAAGGCAGGCAACAGCUGGGAUGUUCCGAGGGCCUAAAGGGCCAGCUCUGGCUGCUGGCCUUGAGGCUGCUGCUGGGCGCUCUGCUGGCCUGCACAGCGGCCUACGUGUACGUGGUGGACCCUGCACCCUUCGAGGGGCUGGUACCACCCCUGCUGAGCCGAGCCGCCGUCUGGAAGCUCAGGGCCCUACUGAGUCCCUUCUUGAGCCUCGAAGUGGACGACUUCCUGCCUUUCUAGACUGGAAGCCCAGCAGCACCAGCAAGGAGGCCAGGUGGCUGGUCCUGCCCCAGGGGCCCGGGGGCCUUACUGGCCCCUGCCUCCAGCACCCGUGCACACAGUCCCCACCAGGAGUUGCAGAGAAGGGUGGAGGAGGGGCUGGUCCUGAGGGCUGGUCCUGCAGCUGGA